AGGUGGCAAAGUCUAAAGGAAGGGUCGCACUCACAACAAAUAUGGUCAUAGGUGGCACUGUUACAGAUGAUUCAAGUGAUGAAUGGCUUGUUCUGGAUCAGAAGGUGAAUACAUAUCCCACAGACAGAGGAUUUACAGCAAUUGGUACUGGAGGUGAAGAUUUUGUCCAUUCUAUGGUUGAUGCUGUUGAAUCGGUUCUUCAAGAAUCGAUUCCAAAGGGCCAAGUAAGUCAGAAAAUAUCUUCUAGGGGAAAAUAUGUUUCUGUAAAAAUUGGGCCAAUACGCGUGGCUUCAAGUGAGCAGGUCCAGGCUGUAUAUCGCGCCAUGAGAAGAGAUAACAGGAUGAAAUACUUCUUAUGAACUGCAAUUACUCAUUCCUGUUUAGUUCCUUCCAUCUUGUAACACCCGCGUCCUGUUAUACGUUUUGCUGUACUUGUAAGUAUUGUCUCAAAUGGAAAUAUUGUGUUGGUCUUCCAGUUCAUUGGUUCCAUGCGACACAAAGAUACCCCCUGCAGGCUGGAGCAUCUAUGAACUUUCUGUGAACUGAUGAGAGGAAGGACAUUUUUGUGUUACUUCGGCCCAAAUAGAAAUUGCUCCAUUAUUGAGACAGGCGCUACAAUGUAACAGCAGGGUUUUCAUAACACUAUAGCGAACAUGUUUACAUACUACAUAUGUUUAAAGAUGCUUGUAGUUUGUGAUU
Molecule: messenger RNA, 699 nt
Organism: Triticum aestivum (bread wheat)
Lineage: Eukaryota; Viridiplantae; Streptophyta; Magnoliopsida; Poales; Poaceae
Source: RefSeq, a predicted model, not a curated record